AUGACCCAUGCUGAGCUGGAUGAGAAUAUGGAACCUUCAACACAUCCUGGCCACACCAAGAUGAGCCCGCAAUUAAAGAAAAGACGAUAUGAAAACAGCGGUUCCUUGUCUAUGCCCCAGAGAAUUCCACUUCGAGCCCAUGCUUCGGUACGUCUCAGAAAAGGAAUAGCCUUCUCUACAGCUUUCGAAAAGCUUAGUUUGCUCGAAAAUAACCUUAAAAGCCUUCCAAAGAUUCUCAACUGGAGAACGUUUGCUCUGACUGAUCUCGAGUUAUCAGAAUUGUUCAGUUCCGUCUCGAUAGGAUGUUGCUCACAACCUGAGGGUGCUGACAUCACAGAAGGAUUCAAGAAGAUUCAUUUGAGUGAGACUAAUGUACAUUUCUAUCGGCCUUGUGAAGAUGGGGCGUUGGCUCAACAGGUUGCAGUUAACGGAGAUGACGACGAAGCUGCUGUAGGCUCUCAACUCUGGAACUUGCCCUGCAUAGAGUUCGAGAGCAUCUGGGAGAAUUUGAUUUAUGACACCAACUUAAAGAAUGAUGUCAUGUCUUACGUGUAUUCGCUGGUUCUACUUUCUGAAAAAGGAGCCAGAAUGACAGUUAUUAAUGUAAAUCGACUCAUAUUACUUUUGGGUCCUCCUGGAACAGGAAAAACGUCAUUGUGUAAAGGAUUAUCUCAGCUUCUAUCAAUUCGUAUGAAUAAGCGUUACCCUCGUUCAGUGAUGUUCGAAAUCAACAGCCACAGUUUGUUUUCUAAAUGGUUUUCUGAGAGUGGCAAGCUCGUGAUGAAGAUGUUCGAUCAAAUCGAUGAAAUGUCUGAAGACAAAAAGUGUAUGGUCUUUGUGCUGAUUGAUGAAGUUGAGUCAUUGGGAAUGGCCAGAGAAUCAUCCGCGUCACGAGGAGAUCCAGCUGAUUCUAUCAGAGCUGUUAAUGCCUUGCUGACUCAAAUAGAUCGCAUUAGAAGAAGAGAAAAUGUUCUUGUGCUAUGCACAUCUAACCUCGAAGAUUGCCUUGAUAGAGCUCUUCUUGAUAGAGCGGAUAUGAUUCAGAAUGUCGGAAGACCUACCCAACGAGCUUUGUUCUCUAUCCUAUCUGACUGUAUCAGUGAAUUACAAAGGAUCAACAUAGUGGAGAAUGACUAUGUCAUCCGCAGUGGGGAAAGUCCAGACUGUGACGAGUAUUCGCAGAAGUUAUGGAACAUUGCCGAAAAAGCGUUAGGAUUGAGUGGAAGAUCAAUCAGACAAGUUCCAGCUCUCGCUUGUUCCAAAGCUUAUACGGAUUUCAUGACCUUGGAAGAAUGUCUGAACUAUUUUGAAGAAGCCGUAACCGAGAAAUUGAGAAAAGCUUAA
Auanema sp. JU1783 is the source of this 1344-nucleotide messenger RNA. The record is from the annotation of a GenBank genome assembly. NCBI's taxonomy places the organism in Eukaryota, Metazoa, Nematoda, Chromadorea, Rhabditida, Rhabditidae.